AUCUGUCCCCCUCCCUGCUUUCUCCUGUUUUCUUCAUGGGUUAUUUUCCCUCCUUCCUGCUAUGUGGCUUAUCUUUAGCCAACAAUGCUGUUCUCCCUUCUCUUUCCACACCGUUUGUGUGCUAUGCUCCCCGCCCCUUCGUUAGCUGCUGAAACACCCAUGGGUGCUGCAGCUCCUCCUCCUCUUUCUACUCACUCUGCCCCCGUGGGUGCUGCGGCAUCUCCUCCCUCCUUUGGUGACAACUCCCUCCUGUGCUCUGAUCCCGCAGUUUCUAACCCUGUUUUCUUCCCAGCAGGUAGGAUUAUUGCCCCUCAUCCCUCGCUGACUCCAGCCCCUCUAGCAGCGCCAUGGAGUUUCCAGAUUUAGGUGCCCACUGCUCAGAACCGUCUUGCAAGCGCCUUGAUUUCCUCCCCCUGAAAUGUGAUGCUUGUGAACAGCUGUUUUGCACUGACCACGUUGCCUACGCCCAUCACAACUGCACUUCGGCUUACAAGAAGGAUGUGCAGGUCCCUGUGUGCCCACUCUGCAGCAUCCCGAUCCCUGUCAAGCGGGGAGAGAUGCCUGACAUUGUGGUGGGAGCACACAUUGACCAGGACUGCAAAUCGGACCCAGCUCAGCGCAAGCGCAAGAUCUUUACCAACAAGUGUCAGAGGCCUGGCUGCAAGCAACGAGAGAUGAUGAAGGUUCUGUGUGACCAGUGUCAAGGCAACUUCUGCCUCAAGCACCGACACCCACUGGAUCAUGAUUGCGCUGGCCCUGGACAUUCCCUCUCCAAGGCAGGGAGUGCCGCGAUCGCCAGGGCUCAAAAACCUGCCAAAGCACCUACAAGCACUACACCCAGCAACGGAGCCACGAGAGCUGCUGCAGCUCUGCCAACCUCCAGCAGAGCCAGUGAGAUGGCAAGAGCACCUCCUCCGCCACAAAGCAUAUCUCCUCCGGUGGUUGCCCUGCAGAAUGGAUUGAGUGAGGAGGAAGCGCUGCAGCGAGCCUUGGAGAUGUCCCUAGCAGAGGCAGUGCCCACCCAGCCACAACCCCGCAGCGCCCAGGAAGAGGAAGACCUUGCACUGGCCCGGGCCCUGUCGGCCAGCGAGGAGGAAUACCGGCGGCAGCAGCAGCAGCAACAGCAGGCUCGAAGCACAAAGCCCUCCAACUGCUGUCUGUCCUGAGCACAGUGAGACGCUAUCAGCACGUGGAUCGUGCCUGGUCACCAUGGUUCUUCUGUCCCUACCUGGGUUACCUCCUUCUGCCGCUCCCUCAGGACUACUAACAAUGAACCAAAGGCUGAACUCCCUGCCUAGUCCCCCCCCCUCUCUUUAAUACACAGCUGUUGUCACCUUGCACUGUGACCAUCAGACACCUUCUGGGGUAGCUGGCAGUAUUUCUCCCGCUGGAUGGAGCAAGUGGUAGUCCUGGGGUAGGGUUUAGGGUUCCCAAUCUUUCCGCCAGAGCCAUGGUUGGCAGAGGCCACAGCAGGGGAAAGGGGGAGUGGAGUGGCCGGCAGCAUUGGCGUCAGUCGGGUUAAACCUCAAACUGUCAGCCGUGUAGGGGAAGGUCCUACAGCUGUGGGGAGUUUGAAAGAGAGGCCCCCCACUCUCUUAGCCUGUGGCAGUCCCAGAGUUGGGCAGUAGGUGGUGCUAAAUGCUUUGUAGAGAGCUUUCUCCCCACCUUAUUCUUGGUGCUGCUGGGCUUCCUCUUGCUACCUAUCUGUUUAGGGGAAGCCGUGGGUGGGGAGGUGUCUUUUCUAAAGCUGCUCUUGCACAGUUUCUCUGUCAAAUACUGGCGCUGCUGCUGCUGCGUCAGAAGCAACAGCAGGGACAUUCAAAUCAUGGGAAGCACAAUGCAACGCCCAAGUCCUCCAGGAAGAGGCGGGAUUCGUGAUAGUCUCAGCGAGCAAAGGAGAUCUCUGGGGCCUGUUCCGUGUAAUCCCUUUCCCUGCUGAGAAGGCGUGUCAGGAUUCUCCCCUUCUCUGUGUUUCCUGACUAAGGCUGUUUCUGCCAGCACCCUUCUCCGAACGUCUGCCAAAGAUCAGCCUUGACCGACAGACCGUCCACCGGCUGCCCUAUAAUGCUAGGGAAGGGAGAUCUCCGCUUCCAGUAGACAGCCAGCUUCUCUUAGAAUGCAUGUUGGCAAAGCUGGCUGGCCCCAAGCUGCACCCAUACCUCAGUGACCACAUGGAUGUCUUUCUUCUGUCUGAUGCAUGCUUUGAUCAGGCACUGUCUUCUACCAGAUGUAUAAAAAAAGUUUGUUUUUUACAGCCUUGGGCUUCAGCUGUAUUAUUAUUAAAAGUCCCCCCCCCUCCGCAUGGGGCCACUUCAUCAUCCAGCAGUCUGUGCCUUUGCUAUAUCACCUCCAGUGUUGUGGGAGGAAAGAUGCGAAGGCAGGGCAUUGUGGGAAAGCUGGUGGGAGCCAAUAAACUCACAGAUAGAACCAG
Lacerta agilis (Sand lizard) is the source of this 2431-nucleotide messenger RNA. RefSeq names its product zinc finger AN1-type containing 2B (gene ZFAND2B). The transcript is spliced from 10 exons. Bases 348 to 1166 code for a protein of 272 amino acids. Gene Ontology annotation, biological process: protein targeting to ER; proteasome-mediated ubiquitin-dependent protein catabolic process. Gene Ontology annotation, molecular function: zinc ion binding. The record is from RefSeq and is a predicted model, not a curated record. Gene Ontology annotation, cellular component: endoplasmic reticulum; cytoplasm. Lineage: Eukaryota; Metazoa; Chordata; Lepidosauria; Squamata; Lacertidae.